Messenger RNA from Symbiodinium necroappetens, 726 nucleotides. NCBI's taxonomy places the organism in Eukaryota, Dinophyceae, Suessiales, Symbiodiniaceae. The record is from the annotation of a GenBank genome assembly.
GCCUUGAAGCAGGCGGCAAAGACGCUGGGCCGCCUGCCCUUCGUCGUCUUGGAGAUACCCCAGCAAGUGAGUAAUAUGAAAGUUCUCGCCAGUUGCUCUGGCCUCGCUAAGAUGUUGGGCUACGACGCCGAAUUGGCGAAGGUGGUGGUUUUGGCGAGCAGUGCCUCCAUGGCACUGAGCUUUGACGCGGAUGCGCGCGAAGUUCGGUGCCAGAUCGCAUCGCUGAGUGAGGAAGAGUGCAAGCAGCAGGAGGCGCAGCCCCUUUGCCGAGUCCGGGAGUUCCUCCAGCACCACGGGGGAGAUGCCGCUGUGGAGCACAAGGCCGAGCUGCUGCACCUCACGGGCGGCAAUGUGGGCAAGCUGGAGGAGCUCGCCAAGAACCUGAAAGCGCAGACCUUCGAGCAGGUCCGGCAGGAAGCCAUCGGCGAGCAGGUGAUGGAGAUCAAGCACUUCUUCGGCAUCGAUGUGCAGGGCGGCUUUGGCCCAAAAGAGCUCAAGGCUGCCAAGGAGGUGGCCCGGCGCGUGGCGGACGCCCCAUUUCAGCAGUGCGUGAGGGCCGAGGACUUUGCAGACCGUUUCACCAGCAAGGAUUUGGCGCAGGUAGUGAAGGCACGAGGUGCCCACUGCAUCUACGUCAAGGCCACCACUAAGGCCGAUGAGCGGUUUUGUGCAGCGUCGCCAUCCGUGCACGCUCUGCUCAAGCCCAAACGCUGGGGAAUCUUCUGA